UAGGUUAAUGCAUGCGUAAUAAAUUGCAAGGGCUUAUAAAGGAGGGAGGAGGAGGAGAACCAAGGCAGAAAAUAAUCAUCAAUCCAGAGAAACAGAGUUGCAGAAAAAAGGUGGUGGCGUCAUCGAGAGGAUCCGCUGACAAAUUGCAGAAAACAUCUCAUGGCAGAGAACGAAAGAUGAGCGAAAAGAAGUGAUAAAUUGUGAGGGAUUUGGGGGCAAAAGCAAAAGGAAAUUGGAGGUUGGGGAAAUCUGUGAAGGGAAUGAAAGAUCAGAUGGAGGUGGAGGUAGCGAAAUGUGAGUGUUGUGGAUUGAAGGAAGAUUGCACACCAGCCUACAUUGCACGCGUUAGGGAGCGUUUCCAUGGCCGCUGGGUAUGUGGGCUUUGUGCAGAAGCUGUGAAGGAUGAGCUCUGUAGAUCAGAGAGGAGUAUAAGCAUGGAAGAUGCUGUCACAGCCCACAGACAAUUCUGCUCGCAGUUCAAUGCUAAUCCGGCUGUGAAUGUUGCCGAGGCGAUGAGGCAGCUGCUACGUCGUAGGUUCGAAUCCUCGCGAGUGUUGCGGCCUACCCAGAGCAGUUCCAGCCUUCCUGUCGCAGAGGAUGUUGGGCGCCCUGCUUCUCUUGGGCGCACUACCAGUUGCUUGUCUUAAGCGGGGGAAUAACAGUUUGUUGUAUGUAUAAUGGGGUUGGGCUGAAUGAUGCCCCUCUGAUGAAAUGGAAAAAUCUGUAGCACUUGUGCAUAUUGAAUAGAAUGCAUCCCUGCAUUUUUCAGUUUUUAUAUGCACUUUGAAUUUAAUGCAUCUGGGCCUUCUUAAAACUGUUGCAGAGAUUGUUGUUAAGAGUAGUUAGGAACAAUGCUCUUGUAGUCUGGACUUUUUUUUCUGAUAUCAUAUAUAAAGAGCUGUUAAGGGCAA
This is a messenger RNA of Cryptomeria japonica (Japanese cedar), 911 nucleotides long. RefSeq lists its product as uncharacterized. The record is from RefSeq and is a predicted model, not a curated record. The coding region runs from base 261 to 647 and encodes 128 amino acids. Lineage: Eukaryota; Viridiplantae; Streptophyta; Pinopsida; Cupressales; Cupressaceae. The transcript has a single exon.